This is a messenger RNA of Scophthalmus maximus (turbot), 7631 nucleotides long. RefSeq names its product zinc finger homeobox 2 (gene zfhx2). Gene Ontology annotation, cellular component: nucleus. Gene Ontology annotation, biological process: regulation of neuron differentiation; brain development; regulation of transcription by RNA polymerase II. Lineage: Eukaryota; Metazoa; Chordata; Actinopteri; Pleuronectiformes; Scophthalmidae. The transcript has 5 exons. Bases 127 to 4992 code for a protein of 1621 amino acids. Gene Ontology annotation, molecular function: DNA-binding transcription factor activity, RNA polymerase II-specific; zinc ion binding; RNA polymerase II cis-regulatory region sequence-specific DNA binding. The record is from RefSeq and is a predicted model, not a curated record.
GAGAGCAGGAGAGCGAGCGAGCGAGCGAGGAGAGGGAGGAGGAGAGGGAGGGCAGGAAAGAAAACUUUUCACUUCAGAGGAGCCACAGAGGAAGCGUGUGCGUGUGUGCGUGCUGGAGCGGAGACCAUGCAGGAGGAGUCUGGAGAGACACUGAGCAGUGAAAGCAAUGGGGUGUCAGAGUGGCUGUGCCCCCUCUGCCAACAAGGCCAAACAGACAGAUCCUCCCUUUCUCUGCAUCUCACGGAGCAACACAGUGUACUUCCCUCUUGUGUCGACAGACUGCUGGAUAUUGCUGUUCUAAAACUGGGUGCCAGCGGAGGAGAAGAGGACAAAGGUGCUCAAAAGUCUUCAGAUUCUGAAUCCUCACAACCGAAGCACGCUGAAGACGACGUCACUUCAGAACCCGGUCAAUCGAGUAAGAGUUCAGACGCUACCCCAACACUUGUAGACAAAGAGAUGGAGGAAGAGAGAAUAAUUGAGCAGGGGGGAGUAUUUCCCUCCUCUGAGCCAGAGGAGGAGGGAAAUGAACUCACAGGAGCCAAACGGCAAAAUGCAACUGAAAACACAGAAAUCCCAGACGCCAGUGAACAGUCAGUUGGUAAAAAUGGUGUGCCAGCUGAAAAUAACACCCGCUCAUUCAAAUGCAAUGCCUGUCUGGAAACUUUUGCCAGCAGAACUGCCUUGAGCGUUCAUUACAACUCAGCAUCCCACAUUCAGAGGAUGACGACAGGCUUUGCAGAGAGCGAUCCCCAAUUUCCCUCAGUUCCUGUUCUGCCUCGGCCAUUUGUAUCAAACAAACCCUACCAGUGUGCUGUAUGUCGAGUCUCUUACAAUCACGCCAUCACCCUCGAGAGCCAUAUGAAAUCUGUCUUGCACCAGACCCGCAGCAGGAAUGCUGGAAUUGUUGCACAUGCUGCAACCAGCACAGUGGCCACUGCUGGAUUGGGAGGCAUCACCCCCACUGCUCCAAAUGCUGUGGUGAGCACACCUGGAAGUGUAUCCACUCAGUUAGUGACCACCACCAACUGUGCUGCUCCUGGAACCGUGAUGGUGACUACUACAAAAGACGGAGAGCAGAUUCAAACUUCCCAAGUGGCUCCCUCCCUUCUCACCUCCCCUGUGGCCUCAGCUCAGGCAGUCUCAGCCUUCCUCACCCUCCUUACAUCGAGUCCAAACACCCUCUCACACUCCCUCCUCCCCUCCCUGUUUGCAGCCGGUGCUGCUCCUGGUGCAGCCACACAUCAGCUCGUGCCUCACCCGCAAAUGGUCAUGCCCUUGAUCUUGAACGGGCUCCAAGCCCAAACUCAGCAGCACCAAGAAAACCAGCAAGGCCAGCUCCUUACCCAGUGUGUGCCAUUUGUAGGUCUAAGCACAGCCCAGCAAGCCCUCCUAACCCAAAGACUUAGUAGCUUACAGAGCCAAUGGCCCUCUGCAGGACUUACGACAAACGUAAGUCAGCCCUGCCCGGAUGAGCAAAAACAGACUAUAAAUUGUGAGAGAGAACAAGAGAGGCAGGACAGUGAUGAGACGGUUGAGGAGGAGGUCUCGGCUCAGAUCAAGGACAGCGAUAACAAGAUGACAGUCAACAAUAAAACAGAGAAACUUAAGAAAGAGGACACUAAAGAAGCACAGUGUCCUAAUAUAGAAAAAAAAGUGAAGGCUGAGAAUAGUGAAGACAAUGGGAAGACACAUAGAGAUAGCACAACAGAUGGAGGCCGCUCGACUAAUCAGCUGGACCUGGAAGGUGAUAAAGCAGCUAGCCUGAAUCUCUCCCCAGCGGGCACAGAGAAAAGCCUCCGCAAUAACAGCCUCUCGCCUUCUGCAUCUGUGCCCAGCAACUCAACCCUCAGUCCUGUACAUUUAAACCUUACGCUCAGCCCUGAUUCUACUCCUCAAAAAUCACAAUCUGGGACUAGUCCUUGUGGUUGUCUUGGCACCCCGAAAUCCAGUCCGAAUACAAAUGCCUUAACUAACAACCAAACUCGAUCCCAUUGUAGUACAAUAGGAUCAAUUUAUUCAGAACUUCCAGUGCUGUCAGAGUUCCAGUCGGAGGUUCUCUGGGCGUUCUUUGAGUCACGUAGCGCGGCUGAUGCUGCAAGUCCUCCUCGUGAAGACUGCGAGGCGCUAGGCAGAGAGGUCGGGCUCUCCGAGGACGAGGUACGUAGGUGGCUGAGCCAAGCCCGACAAGCCAAACGGAGGCAGAGGGCGACAGAGUCUGACCGCCUGCAAAGUUCUGCAGGAUUUACAAGGCACUCCCAGAGUUCUGACUAUGAUGAUGAGGAAAGCUCACUAAUUAUAGCAGAAGGUGAAGAUGAUGCGGAAGCUUCAGGGAGUCAGGCAAUAGAUUUGUCUAGUACAAGAGGGAAACGCAGACCGAGAGAUUUGGGAGUGGAGGGUCAGGGAGAUUCCUGUCUCACGUCUGACUCAGAAAAUGAGGUGUACACCUCUGUUAUUGUGUCUGAUGAGGAAAGUCAGAGUGGGUCUGUGAGGGAGGGUACUGAGAGCCCUGCUAAAGGUGAAGCACUCCGGGAGGUCCAUGCUGAUAAAGGAUCAGUUGGAGGAAAGGUCUUGCGCUCCACAACUGUGUUUCUCUCCGAUGCAGAGGAUGAGUAUGAAGAUGAGGAGGGUGGAGGAGGUCAGAGGUCCAAAAGGAAAAAAAGGAAGGGGGAGUUUGAGCGUGACGAGGUGGAGGUAAAGAAGGAGAGACAGGACCCAGAUGUGGAUCUAGAGUUGGAGGCCCAAGGGGAUCCUCCAAGUUCACAGUUCCACUUAAUGGACCAUCCUGAGAUUCCAACCAGUGCUCUGCACUCACUUCCCUUGUCCCUCUCUCACUUCUCCACUCAGUUCCUUAGUCCCUAUGUCCUCUCCCUUACUCCCUCAAUGGUUGGAGAUGGGAGCAAAAUACCAGUCUUUCCUAACCCUCCAACAAUCACACGCUUCUCAAGCUCUGUUCUGUCGCCGUCACUCUCCUCCCACAACCAAACUUCUCAUUACCUGUCGAAUGGGGGGGACUGUGAGUCUGCUCUGGACCUCAGCAUGGGAAAAAACAGCUCAAAAUCUGCUUCUUCCUCCUCAUCUCUGGCUGAUAAGAUUGCAGCACAGAAGGGACAGCUGCUGGAUGGACUUGGCUUGAGACCCACAUCAAAAGGUCUUGUCGUCGUCCAAGUUAAGCCUGAAUCAGUUGGUGUGAUGCCCUCAUCUAACAGCAGCAUGAGUCUUGUCAACUGCAAUAACAUGAAAAAGUCUAGUAUUUACAUGAGGUCAACUGAGAAAAUGAAUAAAACUUUAUUGGAAAGGGAACAAGAAAAAGAAAGGGAGAAGGAAAAGGAGAGAGACCAAGAUCCGCAGCAGAGGAGGGCUAAAGGAAAAAGGUAUCGGGACAUGCGACGUUCGAGAACCAUCAUUCAAGCUGAACAACUUGACGUUCUGUACGGCUGCUAUUUCAAAGACCCAAAUCCUGGAAAACAUGAGUUUGAACAGAUUUCAGAGUGGGUCCACCUCCCAAAGAAGGUUGUUCAGAUUUGGUUCCAGAACAUGAGGGCGAGGGAACGAAAGGGUGAGGUCAGGUUUAUCAGCGAUGGCACCCUGGCUGCGGUUGGCAAGCCUCUCAUCAAAUUUACGUGGCCUCUAUCCAAACCUAUAUUCUCCAACAAGCCUCCUUCAAACAAUACUGGGUGCAUUACAACUGCUCCGAUUGUGCGCACGCUCAUAAAGACAGAGAGGGAGCCUGUAAAGGAGCUGAGCAAACCAGUCAUGGUGAAAAAAGUAACCCCUGUUCCCAUCAAGCCUAAGGAGGUGGUUUCUUCUACUGCGGUCUCUCCUGUGAGCAGCAGUGUGUCUGCAGUGCCAAAGACCAAGCUUGAAACCACCAGCAACGUCACUAUGGUCAAAGUUGCACCCAAAGUCAACACCCCUGUCCUUUUAGCUCCGCCCAAGGAUCCAAUCCCCAUUGCCCCACGACCGGCCCAGAAACGAAAACUAGAGGAGGAGAGUGAGGAAGAAGAGACUGAUGAAGAGCUUGAGGAUGAGAUGGGUCCUGGACCAGGGACCACUAACCGCAUGGUGCCCAAGCUGCCCACAACCCCCAUCAACAACAGGCCUCCUGCCGCUACAGUGGUGCCACAAAAACAGAAUGGGCUUAACUACUGGACCCCCAAAGUCCCCAUAAAGAUCAACACUCUAUCAAGAGAACAACUGGCUCUUCCCACACAUGCGCCCCCUCGGACCAUCCCCCCACCCCCCACUCCCAGCAUUGCACCAGUUAGCCCGAACACCCCCAGCUCUGCCAAAGUGGCCAGCCCCAGCCCCUCCACCCCAGUCGUAGCUAAAUCAAGCCCAACAGAGAGCAGCUAUCUUCCCCACUCAUCCAGCCGUAGGCCGCGUACACACUUGUCCUGUCUACAGCUGUCUAUCCUGCAGUCCUGUUACGAGACCUGUGCUCACCCUAAUGCAAUGGAGUGUGAGGCGAUUGGCACUGAGCUGAAUCUGCCGCUCAAAGUUGUGCAGAUCUGGUUCCAAAACACCAGAGCCAAGGAGAAGCGCUGGAGGUUGCAGCAGGAAAAACUGUCUCCUCUGUCAGGUGGAAAGGUGGACAUGAGCUCAGGAAGCUACUUGCAGUACAACGCUCUCAAAGCCAAUCGUCCCAUCCUGCCCAAACCCGUUCAGCUGACAAUUACUGAGCCUGCAACUUCCCCUGUGGCCGGCCAGCCAGUGCCAAAGGAAACCCUGACAGGCCGCUGCGAUGCCUGUAAUGUCUCCUUUGAAUCCCGGGCGGCAGCGAGGGCCCACGUCUUCUCCCCACGCCAUCUGGCAACCCUGAGAACCACUAACUUUGGACAGCCGACGACGCUCGUCAACAAGAAUGGCACCGGUAAUGGUGGACCUGGAAGUGCUGUGCCGGGCUCGCAGGUCUCUCAUUCCACUCCGGUUACCAGUUCUGGAGGGGAGAGGGUUAUCGAGUCGCCUCCGCCAACGGCCACCAGCAACAGUUAAACACUCAGAUCAGGAUUGGUCUGCACACUGACUAUUCUUGGACCCAUUUGGGCUCCUCAGAUUUUAAUAAACAAAUUUGAGCACUAAUCAAAAGCUAAUAUUGUUUAGGUUUUGAAGUUGGCUCCCCCUGCACCCGCUAUCCUUUGCUCAACCUUCACCGACUCGAAAUCCGUUAAUCUACAGAGUUCACCUGGAAUCCAACACAACAGCAGACUAUUUCCACGCGGCUUCCCACGUAAUCAGCUGCUGUCUGAUUGGUGAUGAUCGUGUCUAGAGUUUCCCCCGAUCCUCACACACUGUAUCCAAACAUUUUUGGUCCUAACCCUGUGGUUAUAUAAUACCUAACUUCAGUGACCUUCCUGUAGUUUGUAAAGGCACUCAACUUGCCAUGCUUGAACUGUCCUCCUCUCAAGACUGAUGCAAAAGUAUUUCCUCUUUGGAAGUGGCCAUUUGACGGUGGGCCCAGAAACACUUUUUGGGAUAAUAACAUAAAAUACUCACAUUAGUAACUCCCAGUUUGCUCCUGUGGAAUUGCUUUUCUUAUGCCUCCUCUCACUUCUAGAGCAAAGAUUGCUUGGCUAAAGCUGGACUGGACUGAACCAUUGAAAGAGGAUUAACUGACUGUCACCUUUUAAUUUGCUAUGGCAGUGUGAUCUGAAGAGUGUUGUGUCUACUGAUUUGGGAUAUAUAAAAGAGGUACUUUGGAGAAAAUAGGGCUGUUGAAUCGUCCCCAUUUACAUGUUCACAGUUUUCACGACAAUCCAAAUAGACAGGGCAAAAAGAAAAAAAAAUCCUGGCAUACGGCACUUUGACACAUUUUACAUUGUUUGAAAUGUUUUUAAGCAUUCUAAUGCAAGUGUCUUUUUUAUGGAAAGAUACAAUAAUGCAUGUGGGAUGCCUUAAUAUAAAUUACGUGAAAUACAUUGAUUUUGUUUUUCUAGUCUAAUGAAACAUGCUUUAGGUGUGAGAAUAAUAUUGUGGAAAAUACUGACCUGGGAACAAAUGGAGAGGGGCUCUGUUUCAAAAUGCUUUCAUAUGCAUUUGUGGGGGGUUCUCUGAAUCAUGUAUUCUUUAUCUGGGGCAUAAUGAAUCCUGCCUGUAAAGUUCUCAUCCUUUUCCCGGCCAAGGACUAUAAUUACCACCUAUCUUGCUUUUACAACAAGUUUGAUCCUGUUGAUUUCUUUUCUCUCCAAAAUGUUUAGAUCUCAAUUUGGAAUACAGCUCUUCAAACCAGUUGAAAGGUAAUGUUUUCACCUCCUGUGAGUUGUUAGAAACAUUACUGCCUUAAGAGUAAACACCUCGAGCUACAUCAACUCAAGCCCAGGUGAUCCUUGUAUAUUGUUAGUGAAUAAAUUUCCCCCACACAUGGCAAAUUUAAGCUUAUUACAUUACUUUCCUGGUUUUGUUUUUCCAAGUUAAGGUCUCCAUAUUAUUCACUUCAGUAUUUAUAAAAAUGACAAUUAAAUCAUUAAAAAAUUGGUGUAAUAUUUUUAUUUAGGUCAAACCCAAACCUCUGUAAUAUUAAAAGAAAGGGGCUUGAAAUGGGCCAUUUCCCACACUUUUUUUUUUGUCCCCACGUCUUGUUCAGUUGUUCAGAGUUACUAAUUCUGGUAAUGUACGUGCUGUGAAAAGAGACCUGACACCUGGAAACCGUGACGAGGGAGAAAGAUGGGUUUUUAAACAUUAUCCUUGUGGGACUAAUGGAUACUUCGGUCUAGGAAGCAAAUUGGGAAACAUUAAACGUGUUGACUGAGAGCUGACGAGAUGGUGCUGUGUUGAAGGACACAUAACGUACUAAAGAUGUUUUCCUUCAAUUUAAUUUGUAUAUUAAUGUUACUAUGGAUAGUUUUAACAAAAUGCAAAAUGAAAACGUGAACUUUUUUGUAAAGAAAUAUAUUAAAAAAAUAACUGAUAUUCCAAAGUAAUCCUCCCUUUGCUUUCUGUCAUUCAAAAACCAAAAAGCUAUCUUGAGGUUGACAGAGGGCGGGAGAGGGGUUCAUAAAUGCAAACUGUAAAGGACAUCCCACGGCUUGAAACUUGCACUAGUCCACAAUUCUUUUGCACAAGCUACAGACAUUUGAAAAAGAACACAGCCAUUAACAUGACAUUAAGAGUCACUCGGUGUGGUUUUUGAAACGACUGGGGUAACGACACGCUCUCAUGAAUAAUAAUCUGUACUCCUGUUGGAAACUGUAUCUUGUCUGUAAAACAAGGACUGCAGUGCUUGGACCUCAAGACUGGGAUCUCUCUCUCUCUCACACACACGCACACACACAAACGGUGUUGCACUGUCCAAACUAGAUAGGUUUUUAUGGAGAUCUGCUUUUUAUCCUCUAUGUUUUGUCACUUUGAUUAUCACUUGUUAUAACUGUACUACUACUUAUACAAUUUAUCAUUUAUACUCAUCACUGUUUUUUGAUUAUUAUUGAUCCAUAAUGGUUUUAAAUGCCACCUCUGCUCAACAAGAGUAUGGUAUUCCUUUGAAUAUUGAACAAUAAUAGUGGCAGUGUUGAUAUGAAUUGUUAGAUUUUUGAUUAAGCUUAUUUUUCCUCCUCACUUGUACCUGCCUUUUUGUGUUUGGUCUCCAUUAUGCUUUCUUUGAUAUACAGAAAAAGAAAUAAAAUCAGUUGAACAACAAA